GGGUCCUUCGGCGGCGGCCGUAGCCUGGCGGAGGAGCGGUGGGCGUGGCUUGGAGGGCCCCCGAGAGAAGUUAAGUUGCACCGUCCAUGCUCGGCUGCCUUGUUCUCUCUUCUCUCUCCUUAGGAGAGGGGAGGGGGGCGGGAGAAGUGGCUCCUUAGAGGAAGGCGGCUGCAAACCUACGCUAUUUACUUGGAAGUAAAUUCUGUUGGAAUCAAUGGGAUUUACUCUCAGCCGGCUCUAGACUGCCUUCUUCUUGCUUCAUGAGGCUCAACCCCACCUGAUUGUGACCCUUGGACCGCUGCAGUUGGGGAGGGGCCCCUCCGGACAGCCCCCUCCCUCAGCCAGCAGCCGAACCUCUCUCUUCUGCCAUGGCUGACCCCAUAAUGGACCUCUUCGAUGACCCCAACCUUUUUGGCCUGGACUCAUUGACGGAUGAGAGCUUCAGCCAGGGGGCCCCAGACCCCAUUGAGGAGGCCCUGGGGCUGCCAGGCGGUGCCUUGGACUCCCUGGCAGGGGGCGCCAAAGAGCAGCCAGCCCCUGCACAGCUGGAGCCUCCCCAGCCACAGGCCCUGCCCCUCUCAGACGCGCAGCCCGAGGCUGUGCCUGAACUGCCGCAGCAGGAUCAGCCGGGGCUCCUGCAGGCCCCUCAGGACCAGGAAGUCCUCAGCCAGGGCAACCCCUUCAUGGGCGUCUCCUCUGCCACCACCACGACAGUUGCAGUGCCGUCUUCAUCUGCCGGAGGGCAGCAAGGCGCCACUGUCACGGCGGCCCCACCUGCCGCCCCGAAGAUUGUCAUCUUGAAGGCGCCGGCAGGUAGUUCAGUGACGGGGGCGCACGUGGCCCAGAUCCAAGCCCAGCCCAUCGGGGCCGCCAACGGGGGCAAAGUGACAUUCGCCAAGGUGCUGACAGGCACCCCACUGCGGCCGGGGGUCUCCAUCGUCUCGGGCAAUGCGGUGCUGGCCACCAAAGUGUCCCCUGGAGCGGGGGCCCCAGCCACACUCCACCGCCUGGUGCAGCCUGGCCGGCCCGUCAAGCAGCUGGUGCUCCAGCCCAUCAAGAGCCAGCCAGGGGGCAGCACUGGAGCCACGCCCCUCAAGCCUGCCGUCACUCUGACCUCUACUCCAGCGCAGGGAGAGUCGAAACGCAUCACCUUGGUCCUCCAGCAGCCCCCGGCGGGUGGAGGCGCCCCAGGGCAGCGCCACGUGGUUCUGGGCAGCCUGCCGGGCAAGAUUGUACUCCAGGGCAACCAGUUGGCGGCCCUGAGCCAGGCCAAGGGCGCGCCAGGGCAGCCAGCCAAGGUGGUCACCAUCCAGCUCCAAGUUCAGCAGCCCGGACAGCAGCAACUUGGCGGCCAGCCUGGGACCCAGAAGAUCCAGCUUCUGCAGCAGCCCCCACCCACCUCCUCCGGCCAGCAAGGGACGUUGGGUGUGUCCUCCGUACAGCAAGCCCAGGUGGUGAGCGGUUCGGGGCAGAGAGUGACAGUUCCCCUCAAAGUCGUGUUGCAGCCACAGGCCAGCUCAUCGCAAGGCAGCUCCUCUGGGCUCUCCGUUGUGAAGGUGCUGAGCAGUAGCGAGGUGGCCGCCCUCCCCUCCUCCAGUGGGACGGCGCGGAGCAGCUCGGACGAAUCCCGCAAACUGGAGCACCAGAAGAAGCAGGAGAAGGCCAACCGGAUUGUGGCGGAGGCCAUCGCCCGGGCUCGGGCCCGGGGCGAGCAGAACAUCCCCCGCGUGCUGAACGAGGAUGAGCUUCCCAGCGUGCGCCCCGAGGAGACGGGAGAGCGCAAGCGUCGCCGGAAAGGCGGAGGCGACCGCGUCCCCAAGGAAGAGCGGCCGCGCAAGGGCAGGGGCCAGGGGGGAUCGGGGAAGAGCAAAGGAAGAGGGAAGCCCAGCACCAUCACGCCAGUCGUAGGGAAGAAGCGGAAACGGAACGCUUCCUCGGACAACUCGGACGCUGAGGUCAUGCCGGCGCAGUCCCCCCGCGAGGAGGAGGAGAGCAGCGUGCAGAAGCGGCGCUCGAACCGUCAGGUGAAGCGGAAGAAAUACACCGAGGACCUGGACAUCAAGAUCACGGAUGACGAGGACGACGAGGAGCUGGAUGUGACGGGGCCCGUCAAGGCCGAGCAGCCGCCAGCCCCCGAACCACCUGCUCCGGAGCCGAUUCCCGAGGGGGAGACGCUGCCUUCCAUGCAGUUUUUUGUGGAAAACCCCAGUGAGGAAGAUGCUGCUAUAGUGGACAAAGUUCUAUCCAUGCGGGUAGUGAAGAAGGAGCUUCCUACCGGACAGUUUACAGAAGCGGAAGAAUUCUUCGUGAAAUACAAGAACUACUCCUACUUGCAUUGCGAAUGGGCCACCAUCGCUCAGCUGGAGAAAGACAAGCGGAUCCACCAGAAGCUCAAGCGCUUUAAGACCAAAAUGGCCCAGAUGAGACACUUCUUUCACGAGGACGAGGAGCCCUUCAAUCCAGACUACGUGGAGGUUGACCGCAUCCUGGACGAGUCGCACAGCAUUGACAAGGACAAUGGGGAGCCGGUGAUCUAUUACUUGGUGAAGUGGUGUUCGCUCCCCUAUGAGGACAGUACAUGGGAACUCAAAGAGGACGUGGAUGAGGGGAAGGUCCGGGAGUUCAAACGCAUCCAGUCUAGGCACCCGGAGCUGAAGCGCGUGGCCCGUCCCCAGGCUGGUUCCUGGAAGAAAUUAGAGCUGUCUCAUGAAUACAAGAACGGCAACCAACUGCGGGAGUAUCAGCUGGAGGGUGUGAAUUGGCUGCUGUUCAACUGGUACAACAGGCAAAACUGCAUCCUGGCCGACGAAAUGGGCCUGGGCAAAACCAUCCAGUCGAUUGCCUUCCUGCAGGAGGUUUACAACGUGGGCAUCCGGGGGCCCUUCCUGGUCAUCGCCCCUCUCUCCACCAUCACCAACUGGGAGCGGGAGUUCAACACCUGGACCGAGAUGAACACCAUCGUCUACCACGGCAGCCUUGCCUCUCGCCAGAUGAUCCAGCAAUACGAGAUGUACUGCAAAGAUUCCCGGGGCCGCCUGAUUCCAGGCGCAUACAAGUUUGAUGCCCUGAUCACUACUUUUGAGAUGAUCCUGUCGGACUGCCCCGAGCUGAGGGAAAUAGAGUGGCGUUGCGUCAUCAUUGACGAAGCCCAUCGCCUUAAGAACCGCAACUGUAAACUGCUGGACAGUCUUAAGCACAUGGACCUGGAGCACAAAGUGUUACUGACUGGCACCCCCCUCCAGAACACAGUGGAGGAACUCUUCAGCCUCCUGCAUUUCCUCGAGCCCUCCCAGUUCCCCUCAGAAUCAGAGUUCCUCAAGGACUUUGGUGACCUCAAAACUGAGGAGCAGGUGCAGAAACUGCAGGCCAUCCUGAAGCCCAUGAUGCUUCGGCGGCUGAAGGAGGAUGUGGAGAAGAACUUGGCCCCCAAGCAGGAAACCAUCAUCGAGGUGGAGCUUACCAACAUCCAGAAGAAGUACUACCGGGCCAUCCUGGAGAAGAACUUCAACUUCCUGUCCAAAGGGGCAGGGCACAGCAACAUGCCCAACCUCCUCAACACCAUGAUGGAGCUACGCAAGUGUUGCAACCAUCCCUACCUCAUCAACGGUGCCGAGGAGAAGAUCCUGACCGAGUUUCGGGAUUCCUGCCACCACCACCUGCCCCAUGAUUUUCCCUUGCAGGCCAUGGUGCGCUCCUCUGGGAAACUGGUGCUGAUUGAUAAGCUGCUCCCCAAGUUGAAGGCCGGCGGGCACAAGGUGCUGAUCUUCUCCCAAAUGGUCCGUUGCCUUGACAUCCUGGAGGACUACCUCAUCCAGAAGAGGUAUCUCUACGAGCGCAUUGACGGGCGAGUGCGGGGGAACUUGCGGCAGGCGGCCAUCGAUCGCUUCAGCAAGCCUGACUCGGACCGCUUCGUCUUCCUGCUCUGCACGCGGGCGGGAGGGCUGGGCAUCAACCUGACGGCUGCCGACACUUGCAUCAUCUUUGAUUCGGAUUGGAACCCCCAGAACGACCUGCAGGCCCAGGCACGCUGCCAUCGUAUCGGGCAGAGCAAGGCAGUGAAGGUCUACCGCCUCAUCACCCGCAACUCCUACGAGCGAGAGAUGUUUGACAAAGCCAGCCUCAAGCUGGGGCUGGACAAGGCCGUCCUGCAGUCCAUGAGCGGGAGAGAGGGCAGCAUUGCCGGGAUCCAGCAGUUUUCAAAGAAGGAGAUCGAAGACCUGCUGCGGAAGGGAGCCUAUGCUGCCAUCAUGGAAGAGGACGACGAGGGCUCCAAGUUCUGUGAAGAGGACAUUGACCAGAUUCUGCUGCGGCGGACAACCACUAUCACCAUUGAGAGCGAAGGGAAGGGCUCCACCUUCGCCAAGGCGAGCUUUGUGGCCUCAGAAAAUAGGACGGACAUCGCCUUGGACGACCCCAACUUCUGGCAGAAGUGGGCCAAGAAGGCAGACUUGGACCUGGAUAUGCUCAACAGCAAGAACAACCUGGUGAUUGACACCCCCCGUGUGCGCAAGCAGACGCGCCACUUCAGCACCCUGAAGGACGACGACCUGGUGGAGUUCUCCGACCUGGAGAGCGACGACGAUGACCGGCCGCGCUCGCGACGCCAUGACCGCCACCACCACCCGCUCCACCACUCCUACGGGCGCACGGACUGCUUCCAGGUGGAGAAACAACUGCUAGUCUAUGGCUGGGGCCGCUGGCGGGAAAUCCUGUCGCAUGGACGGUUCAAGAGACGCAUGUCUGAACGGGAUGUGGAGACCAUCUGCCGGGCCAUCCUCGUCUACUGCCUGAUGCACUACCGGGGCGAUGAGAACAUCAAGGGGUUCAUCUGGGAUCUCAUCAGCCCGGUUGAGAACGGCAAAGCCAAGGAACUUCAGAACCACUCCGAGAGCCAUGCCCCUGCUCUGAGCUCACUUCCUGUUCCUCGGGCAGGCCUGUCCAUCCCAGUCCCACGAGGCCGCAAAGGGAAGAAGGUCAAGUCCCAGACUACUUUCGACGUCCAGAAAGCCGAGUGGAUCCGCAAGUACAACCCCGACACCCUCUUCCAGGAUGAGGGAUACAAGAAGCACCUCAAGCACCAAUGCAACAAAGUUCUCCUACGUGUCCGUAUGCUGUAUUACCUGCGCCAGGAGGUGAUUGGGGACCAAGCCGAGAAAGUUUUGGCAGGCACUAUUUCCAGUGAAAUCGACAUGUGGUUCCCACUGGUGGACCAAGCAGAGGUCCCCACAGCCUGGUGGGAUGCAGAAGCUGACAAGUCUUUGCUCCUUGGGGUCUUCAAACAUGGCUACGAGAAGUACAACACCAUGCGAGCAGAUCCUGCGCUCUGCUUCCUGGAGAAGGCUGGUCGCCCUGACGAAAAGGCCAUCGCCGCCGAGCAUCGCCUGGAUGUGGGAGAGGGGGUUGAUUUCGACAAGGACUGCGAGGACCCGGAGUACAAACCAGUGGGAGGCCCCGCCAAGGAGCCGGAUGAUGAGGGUGACCCACUGAUGAUGAUGGAUGAGGAAAUCUCUGUGGUGGACGGUGAAGAAGGUCAGCCGGGGAACCUGUUCUGGCCCCCAGCCUCGGCCAUCACGGCUCGCUUGCGAAGGCUGAUCACCGCCUUCCAGCGGAGCUACAAACGCGAGCAGCUCAAGAUGGAGGCGGCGGAACGAGGGGACCGGCGGCGGCGGCGCUGUGAGGCCGCAUUCAAGCUGAAGGAGAUGGUGCGGCGAGAGAAGCAACAGAGGUGGACACGGCGAGAGCAAUCUGACUUCUACCGCGUCGUCUCCACGUUCGGGGUGGAGUACGACCCAGACACCAUGCGCUUCCACUGGGGCCGCUUCCGGGCCAUGGCCCGGCUGGAGAAGAAGACGGACGAGAGCCUCGCCAAGUAUUUCCACGGCUUUGUGGCCAUGUGCCGGCAAGUGUGCCGGCUGCCUCCCGCAGCAAGCGAUGAGUCUCCAGACCCGACACUGUUCAUUGAGCCCAUCACGGAGGAGAGGGCCUCGCGCACCCUGUACCGCAUUGACCUCCUGCGGCGCCUGCGGGAGCAAGUCCUGUGCCACCCGCUCUUGGAAGAGCGCCUCGCCCUCUGCCAGCCCCCGGGCCCCGAGAUGCCUCCCUGGUGGCAAUGCGGGCGCCACGACGGAGAGCUGCUGCGUGGCGUGGCCCGCCACGGCCUCAGCCAGACCGACGCCACCAUCAUGCAGGACCCGGACUUCUCCUUCUUGGCCGCUCGACUCAACCACAUGCACAGUCGGGCGGGGAGCACAGGGACGCUGCUGCCGCCACCCCCGCCGCCUCCCCCGCCACAGCCUUUGGGGCUGCCUCUUUCCGGGGCUGCCGUGGUGACAGCGGCCGCUCCUCCUGCCCCCCUGCUCUUGCCGCCGCCCUUGCAUGAGCUCCCCACUCCGCGACAGCAGCCCACAGCCCUCCCCAUUAAAGUUGAAUCGGUGGACGACUCGGACUCGGAGCUGGACCUCAGCAAGAUCUCCGCUUCUUCGUCUUGCUCUUCUACUUCGGGGUGCUCAGAUGAUAGUGACGGCGAAGAGGCCUCUUGCGGUGCGAAGCUGUUUGAGGAGGAAGAGUCGUCGCUUCUCUCUCUGCCCACCUCCCACGAGGGCAACUCCCCACAGCCCAGCGCCUCUGACCUGCUGUUGCAGGAGCGCCAGCGGGCCCACGAGUGGCCAAAGGACCGAGUGCUCAUCAAUCGCAUCGACUUGGUAUGUCAAGCCGUGCUCUCUGGGAAAUGGCCGACAGCGCAGCAGGGCCAGGUGGGAUCCUGCCUCAUGCAGGGAGAAGGCCUCCCCCGCCUGCACGGGGAGUACACCAGCUCUCCCAUCCCCCACAUCUGCCCCCUGGCAUCGCAAGAAGAAGGGGCCGCCUCCUUCACCCGCCUCCGGCACAGUGGGCAAGAGAAGGAGUUUACCGUGCAGAUCAAAGAUGAAGAGGGAAUCAAGCUGACCUUCCAGAAGCACAAGCUGGUCCCCAACGGCACUAUGCGCGACCGCCCCGCUCUCACUCAAAAGAAGAGCAGCAAAAAGAUGGUGGAGCUGGAGCUGCAGUGUCUGGAGGCGCUGAGAGGCCCCGAUAUCGACCUCGAGGCCCGUAUCCCAGUGGUGAAUAAGACUGACGGGACACUUUUGGUGGGUGACGCAGCCCCCCGGCGAGCUGACCUUGAGGUGUGGCUGCAGGCCCACCCAGAGUACGCUGUCGACCCUCGCUUCUUGGCGUACAUGGAGGAGCGGCGGAAGCACAGGUGGCCUCGCUUUCCCAAGCCUGUUCCGAUAGAGCCAGCCUGCCUGAUGGGUCUGGAGCGGAUGCAGGCAGCCAGCAUCUCCGCUAACGGCAAGAAGAGCUUCCUGCCCGAUCCCACCAUGAACCGCCUCCUUCCCGGAUCAGUUGGGGCCGAGAGUGCCCAGAAGCGGGGCCGCCAGACCCCCAUGGAGUUUUCUAAUAUGAUGGCUCUGAUGGGUGCCGGGCGGGUCCAGCUGGGCGCCGCGGGGCCCCUCUCCUUGCACCACGCCCACUUCCAGGCCAGCACGGCCCACGGCUCUCCCUUACAGUACAUGCCCUUUUCGACUGCCGCCGCUGCCGCCUCCGCCUCCGCCGCCUCGUCCUCCGCUGCCGCAGCCCUGCUCCACCCCGGCCUGGGCCACCCUGGCUACGCCACGGGUGCCUUGCACCUGGGCCACCCACAGGCCGUGGACGAGGACGACGAGGAAGACGAGAUGGACGACUUGUCUCAGGGCUACGCCAGCUCGGAGCGGGACUUCUCCUUGCUCGACGACGACCCCAUGAUGCCGGCCAACUCCGACUCCAGCGAGGAGGGCGACGAGGAGGGCGACGACUGAGCAUUUUUCGCGCCCGCAAAUGGGCAGGACGCAAAACAGGGUCCAGUUGGCUGGGACUUAGCCGUCUCCUCAUUGUUGAAUUUGACAGGCCCAGGGACAGGCCAGUUGGGUUCUCCCUCGUUCCGACACACACGUGGCUUGCGGGAAGGGCAAAAAACAAAGAGGUUCCUUCCAGCCCGGGAAGGUCCGGUUAGGCAACCGCUCUCCUUGCGUGGCUUACUGUUUUUCUUUUUUUUAACAAAAUAUGGCUGUUGGUUUGGUUGGCGAGCCCUGCCGGCAUUUGGUAUCCAUUGUGAAACUGUUCUUGUGAGCUGCAGUCUUGGUCUGCCUGGGCAGCAAGACCACAGCGGGAGCCCUGUCUAGUCGAGACGAUCUGGGUAUAGUUAGCAGCUCCUCUUCUCCCCCUGCCCCACUCCCCUUUUGGCUCUCCCCCCACAGCCUGUUCCAUUUCUCUCCUGCCCUUCCUUCCCUCCCCCCUCCCUCUCCCCCCCACCCCAGGUUCAUGUGCUGUAACAUAAAUGCGAAAAGAGGGUGGGGCCUCCCCCUUUCCUCCGUCCCCCUGUCUCCAUGUGGGUGGGGUUUAUAUUUAUAAAUAUGUAAUAUGUCUUGUGUAAUAUGGCCGAGGCUGUGGGGUUGAACUUGUGGGGGAGUCAAGUCACGGAGGGUGGGUUUUUGGGGGGUGGGGUGGCAAGGGGCUGUGGGGGGAAGAGAAGGUAGAGCUUCCUGUAGCUGGAUUUCUCCUUUUUUUCUUUCAUUUUUUAAUAAAAGGAACAAAAUGCACACACACACACGGGAGAGAAAAAAACCAAUUCCACCCCCCCAUCCUACUCCUCCAUGCUGUUGUAUCAAUUGCAUAAAAAUCUUCCUGAGAA
Podarcis raffonei (Aeolian wall lizard) is the source of this 8704-nucleotide messenger RNA. It is a transcript of the gene CHD8, whose product is annotated as chromodomain helicase DNA binding protein 8. The transcript is spliced from 39 exons. The record is from RefSeq and is a predicted model, not a curated record. Gene Ontology annotation, biological process: chromatin remodeling. Lineage: Eukaryota; Metazoa; Chordata; Lepidosauria; Squamata; Lacertidae. Gene Ontology annotation, molecular function: ATP binding; ATP-dependent chromatin remodeler activity; protein binding. The coding region runs from base 369 to 7832 and encodes 2487 amino acids.